Molecule: messenger RNA, 1402 nt
Organism: Botrytis cinerea B05.10
Lineage: Eukaryota; Fungi; Ascomycota; Leotiomycetes; Helotiales; Sclerotiniaceae
Exons: 4
Coding region: 156-1157 (333 amino acids)
Molecular function (GO): protein binding
Source: RefSeq, a predicted model, not a curated record
GAUCGCGUAAUGUUUUCAUAUUUAAUAUUCAUCUCUUCUAUAUUCUAUUCAUCAUCUACCAUUUCAUUAUCGUUGUCACUUAUUCAUCCAUCUAUUAUCGCCCAAUCUACAAAUCCAUCUCUGGAACAUUUGUAUGGUAUUUUACCAUUCAAACCAUGUAUCGUUCGGCUUCAUUGGAUCUUCCCGAUGAUACAACAAGAAUGCCUCCACCAAGUAGAAUCGGAGGCAGAGCUGCAAUCAGAAAUGCGACGCCGCCCGUUCUUAAGCUGUCUCGUCCUACUGAAAACGUCUCAAUUUUGCCAAACACACCCAUAUUGACUCGUCCAACUCAUAACAAUUCAGUAUUUGGUGAUGUUGAGAAGGUUUCAAACCCCGCAGAUUCCACAAGUGUCAAUACCAAACUUGUUGAACCAGCUGAGGCUGUUGAGAAUGAUUCUACUGCCAAAAGAAGAAUUGACGGAGUCGAUAUGCGCCCUUAUAAGAAGACUUGUUUGCUUGCAUCAUUCUCCGAAACCGUGAAAUUGAUUGUUGGGCCCGUCGUAAUGUCCAAGACAUUUGUUGUUCAUAAGAACAUUCUUUGUGCUGCAAGUCCCGUUUUUGAGGCUAGCUUCAAACCUGAGUGGCAGGAGGGAGUAGAUGCCACCAUGAAGCUACCCGAAGACGACCCAAGAUACUUUGCGCCACUGGUAUAUUGGAUCUACAACAAUGAAAUUGUCUAUCCUCAAGGAUGCUCAACAAUUGAAGGGCUAGCUGAGGUCUACCAUUUGGCAGAGAAAUAUUUGAUGCCACGACUCCAGAACGAUCUGAUUGAUUCUUUGGUUUAUGAAACUGUCACCAUCGACCGAAUUUUCUUGCCAGAGAGUAUAAAUUCAAUUUUCAAAAACUCCCCAGCAGCAUCAAAGCUUCGCCUUUUUGUGGUCAACUCUACUUUGAAAAAUUGGGUUUUGGCUAAGCACUUCAAAAGCAAGCCAGGAGAUCUCUGCGCAGACUUCCUUUUCGAAAUAUUCAGCGCUUUUGCUGAGGAUCCGAGGGCAGGCCUGAAAGAAACUUUCUUAGAUUCCGAGAAUCAGUAUUGUGAGCUGUAUCACAUCCAUGAGGCCGAAGAGCAAGGAAAGUGCAAAGCUCUCAAACUCCCCGACCACGUAGUGUCGGGUUAAGUUGAUUGAAAUGCGUGGACAUUUGCUUCAGAUUCUUAGAACAUGUAUCUCGCCAGAUUAGCUAUUUUUAACAAUCACUACACUUCUUUGAUUUUCUACGCAGCCAUGAACCCAUUAUCUUUGCAUUUCCAACAUAAUCAGCCUCUCAAUGCAUCAAUGAAGACGUGACCAUUGAUCGCCAGACUUUGUCUCCAAUGGAAUUGCCUGGUGAGUAUCGUUGGAUGUUCUUUAAAUAAAACCUAACA